AUGAGCGGGCACGACUCCAAGUACUUCUCCACCACCAAGAAGGGGGAGAUCCCCGAGCUCAAGGAGGAGCUCAACUCCCAGUACAAGGACAAGAGAAGAGAUGCUGUCAAGAAAGUGAUUGCUGCUAUGACUGUAGGAAAAGAUGUCUCAUCAUUGUUCACUGAUGUUGUGAACUGCAUGCAGACCGAGAACUUGGAGCUCAAGAAACUAGUAUACUUGUAUCUCAUCAACUAUGCUAAAAGUCAACCUGAUCUUGCCAUUCUUGCUGUGAACACAUUUGUUAAGGAUUCACAAGACCCAAACCCAUUGAUUCGUGCUUUGGCUGUUAGGACAAUGGGUUGUAUCCGUGUGGACAAAAUCACAGAGUAUCUCUGUGAUCCACUUCAAAGAUGCCUCAAGGAUGACGAUCCCUAUGUACGGAAGACUGCAGCUAUUUGCGUUGCUAAACUUUAUGAUAUAAACGCUGAGCUAGUAGAGGACAGAGGAUUUCUGGAGGCCCUUAAGGACUUAAUAUCUGACAAUAAUCCUAUGGUUGUUGCAAAUGCUGUUGCUGCGCUGGCAGAGAUUCAAGAUAGUAGUGUUCGGCCAAUCUUUGAGAUCAGCAGCCAUACACUGUCAAAGCUUCUGACAGCUCUGAAUGAAUGCACAGAGUGGGGUCAAGUCUUCAUUUUGGAUUCUUUGUCAAGAUACAAAGCAGCUGAUGCCAGGGAAGCUGAAAACAUAGUGGAACGAGUUACACCCCGUCUCCAACAUGCAAAUUGUGCAGUUGUUCUUUCUGCUGUUAAGAUAAUCCUUCUACAAAUGGAGCUCAUUACAAGCACGGAUGUAGUCAGGAAUCUCUGUAAGAAAAUGGCUCCCCCUCUUGUGACUCUUUUGUCAGCAGAGCCUGAAAUUCAGUAUGUAGCCUUGAGGAACAUUAAUCUGAUAGUUCAAAAGAGGCCUACAAUACUCGCUCAUGAGAUUAAGGUUUUCUUUUGCAAGUACAAUGACCCUAUAUAUGUUAAGAUGGAAAAACUGGAGAUUAUGAUAAAGCUUGCCUCAGAUCGAAAUAUAGAUCAGGUGCUCUUGGAAUUUAAGGAGUAUGCCACAGAGGUUGAUGUUGACUUUGUGCGGAAAGCUGUUCGUGCGAUUGGGAGAUGUGCAAUUAAAUUGGAGAGAGCUGCUGAAAGGUGCAUCAGCGUUUUGCUUGAGCUGAUUAAGAUAAAAGUUAAUUAUGUUGUUCAGGAAGCUAUAAUUGUUAUCAAAGAUAUCUUCAGACGCUACCCUAACACGUAUGAGUCUAUCAUCGCUACACUUUGUGAAAGUCUGGACACUUUAGAUGAACCAGAAGCUAAGGCAUCCAUGAUUUGGAUAAUUGGAGAAUAUGCUGAAAGAAUUGACAAUGCUGAUGAACUUCUUGAGAGCUUCUUGGAAACAUUCCCUGAAGAACCAGCAUUAGUUCAACUGCAGCUGCUAACCGCUACUGUUAAAUUGUUCCUUAAGAAGCCAACUGAGGGGCCACAACAGAUGAUACAGGCUGUUCUCAAUAAUGCAACAGUUGAAACAGAUAAUCCUGAUUUGAGGGACAGAGCUUACAUAUACUGGCGACUUCUUUCCACUGAUCCUGAGGCUGCAAAAGAUGUUGUUUUGGCGGAGAAACCUGUGAUCAGUGAUGACUCCAACCAGCUUGACUCAUCACUUCUUGAUGAGCUGCUAGCAAACAUUUCUACCCUUUCAUCAGUUUAUCAUAAGCCCCCAGAAUCAUUUGUCAGCCGUGUUAAGGCAGCUCCUAGGGCUGAUGAUGAGGAGUUUGGUGAUACAGCUGAAACAGGGUAUUCAGAGUCCCCAUCCCAGGGAGUUGAUGGGGCAUCACCUUCCUCUAGUGCUGGUACUUCUUCUAAUGUACCUGUGAAACAGCCGGCAGCUGCAUCCCCACCUCCAGCUGCAAUGCCAGACCUUUUAGGUGAUCUGAUGGGUAUGGACAAUGCUAUUGUCCCUGUUGACGAACCUGCAGCACUUUCCGGCCCUCCUCUACCUGUCUUGCUGCCUUCGACUACAGGCCAAGGGCUGCAGAUUAGUGCACAACUAACGCGGCAUGAUGGCCAGAUAUACUAUGAUAUAUCUUUCGAGAAUGGCACCCCGGGUGUCCUAGAUGGAUUUAUGAUUCAGUUUAACAAGAACACAUUUGGUCUUGCUGCUGGUGAAGCACUUCAGGUUACUCCACUGCAACCAGGCCAAUCAACAAGGACACUUCUACAAAUGAUCCCGUUCCAGAAUAUCAGCCCUGGUGCACCAAACUCGCUAUUACAGGUUGCUGUGAAAAAUAAUCAGCAGCCGGUGUGGUACUUCAAUGACAAAAUUCCACUGCAUGUUUUCUUUGGUGAAGAUGGAAAAAUGGAGCGAGCUGGUUUUCUUGAGGCCUGGAAAUCUUUACCUGAUGACCACGAAUUUACAAAAGAAUUCCCGGGCUCUGUCAUCAGCAGCAUAGAUGCUACUGUUGAGCGCCUUGCAGCAUCAAAUGUGUUCUUUAUAGCCAAGCGGAAAAAUGCAAACAUGGAUGUUCUGUAUCUGUCUGCGAAGAUGCCCCGCGGAAUCCCCUUCCUUAUAGAGGUUACAGCCGCUGUUGGUGUUCCUGGUGUGAAGUGUGCAGUCAAAACUCCAAACAGGGAGAUGGUUCCUCUCUUCUUUGAAGCUAUGGAAGCUCUUACCAAGUGA
Molecule: messenger RNA, 2694 nt
Organism: Miscanthus lutarioriparius
Lineage: Eukaryota; Viridiplantae; Streptophyta; Magnoliopsida; Poales; Poaceae
Source: the annotation of a GenBank genome assembly